GGGUAGCCGGAUCGGGAAGGCGGUUAGGAAUCGCAAGAAGAAUCAUCGCGACGGACAGACACGCAGCCGCCCGUUCGGGGUUUCCGCAGCCUCAACAACAACAACAACAACCACCGCAACUGCGACAAUGUUGCGCCCCGCUGCCCUGGUCCGGGCAUUCGCCGCCCCGUCGCGGCGGCUGUUGCAGCAACUCCCCGCGUUCACCGUCCCUCUCGCCAGCCGCCGCUCCCUCGCAACAACAGCUUCCUCCACCACGACGACCACAACACCACCACCGCCGCCACAGCAACAACCAGCCUCGGCCUCAUCGCCAUCGUCAUCAUCACCCCAGACCGCGAAGACAGCCCCUGAACCGCAACCAGCCCCACCACAACCCGCAACCCCUUCCGCCGCUGCCGCCGGGGCUACCGGCCGCGCGGCCCUGCCCUUCCACAUCUCCCGCACCCCGUCCAACCGGCUAGCCAUCUACCACCGCUCCAAGCGCGGUGGCAACCUCAAGCAGACCGUGAUAAAGAAGGUGGAGGGCGACCGGGCCGCGUUCCGGGAGCUCCUGACGCAGGCGCUGACCAGCGCGGAGGAGGGGGCGGAGAAGGAGGAGGAGGAGCAGGGGCCGGGGGGGAAGGACACGGCCACGGACACGACCGAGGCCAAGGACAAGGGCAAGAAGGCCAAGGCGAAGGAGUUGGUCAAGUUGAAUCCUGUGACUGGGCAUGUGGUUGUUUCGGGCCAUCGCAGGGUGUGGGUAAAGAACUUCAUUGAGAAGCUGGGUUUUUAGAAAGGGGAUGGGGGGGUUAGACCCAGUGGGAUCGGCCGUUGGGAUGAGGACGGCAGGGAAGCUCUGUCGUCAAGCAGCCGAGGG
Molecule: messenger RNA, 859 nt
Organism: Thermothielavioides terrestris NRRL 8126
Lineage: Eukaryota; Fungi; Ascomycota; Sordariomycetes; Sordariales; Chaetomiaceae
Exons: 2
Coding region: 128-775 (215 amino acids)
Biological process (GO): translation
Cellular component (GO): mitochondrial large ribosomal subunit; ribosome
Molecular function (GO): structural constituent of ribosome
Source: RefSeq, a predicted model, not a curated record